This is a messenger RNA of Sclerotinia borealis F-4128, 216 nucleotides long. NCBI's taxonomy places the organism in Eukaryota, Fungi, Ascomycota, Leotiomycetes, Helotiales, Sclerotiniaceae. The record is from the annotation of a GenBank genome assembly.
AUGACCAAGGGUACCGCCAGUUUCGGAAAGCGCCAUAACAAGACGCACACUUUGUGCAGACGCUGCGAUAACUGGGGUGAGAAGGCUAAGAGAAGAAAGACCACCGGUACCGGUCGCAUGCGUCACAUGAAGGAAGUCCCAAGAAGAUUCAAGAAUGGAUUCCAAACCGGUGUACCAAAGGGAGCUAGAGGACCAGCCAACAAAACUUCCGAGUAA